UUACUCGUUCACUUCACCGCCCAUCUAAACCCAAUUAUCCUCUCUCUAUCUCUCUUUCUCUCUCUCUUUCUCUCUCUAGAGAUCUUCAAUCACUUACAAUGCACUCUGGUGAUCUUGGAGAUCACAUUGGCAUGGAGAGUUGUGUUGAUUUGGGGACGGAGACUGAAUCUGCACUGUCAUCUGGCGGUGGUCGUCGAUCGGAGAAUCGGAAACGAUGGGGGGUGAGUACUAGAUCAUCGAGACUAUCCGGAAAAAAAGCGAAGGAACUUCCUCCGCCGUUACCGAUUCAAACGUCGACAGUGAUGAAGCGGUAUUACACUGAAGACGGGAGGCUGGUCAUCACGGAAGAGAAGGUCGAGAGUCCGAAUUAUCAUUUCACGGCGCACAGAUCUCACGGACGUCUCACGAUCCAACUCGUUCGUUCCGACGAUGAGGAUAACUUCCCUUCGUAUGAAAAUGGAGAAGAGAAUGGAAUUAUGGAGGAGGAGGAGGAGGAUGAGUGUAGUGGUAAGGUGGCGAUGGGCGGCGACGACGGUGGAAGUAGAGUUUUAGGGAAGUGCUUUAGUUACAACGCCGCCGUCGUGAGGGCGCCGGCUACCGGAUCGUGUUUGUUGGUUAAUCAAAAUCAACUUCACGCGAUGAGGCCAGUUCAGAUUUAGUUUUGAAAAACAAAAUUGAUUUCAUUUAAUUAUUUUCGUUGAGAAUUAUAAUCAAAAUCAUCUUUCUUUCUUAUAAAAA
Messenger RNA from Lactuca sativa (garden lettuce), 738 nucleotides. RefSeq lists its product as uncharacterized. The record is from RefSeq and is a predicted model, not a curated record. Lineage: Eukaryota; Viridiplantae; Streptophyta; Magnoliopsida; Asterales; Asteraceae.